Molecule: messenger RNA, 350 nt
Organism: Trichosurus vulpecula (common brushtail)
Lineage: Eukaryota; Metazoa; Chordata; Mammalia; Diprotodontia; Phalangeridae
Product: C-C motif chemokine 4-like
Exons: 3
Coding region: 1-219 (72 amino acids)
Biological process (GO): G protein-coupled receptor signaling pathway; neutrophil chemotaxis; monocyte chemotaxis
Cellular component (GO): extracellular region
Molecular function (GO): CCR chemokine receptor binding; chemokine activity
Source: RefSeq, a predicted model, not a curated record
AUGAGAAUCACACCUGUGGGCUCUGAUCCUCCCACCUCCUGCUGCUUCUCCUAUGUCAGCCAACAGUUCCCCAGAAAAUCUGUGACAGACUAUUAUGAGACCAGCAGCCUGUGUUCCCAGCCAGCUGUGGUGUUCCAGACCAAAAGAGGCCGGCAGGUGUGUGCCAACCCCAGUGAUGCCUGGGUUCAGAGCUAUGUGGAAGACCUGGAGCUGAACUGAGGGGCUCAGGGCCCUUAGAUGAUGAAUCUUUAAGGGAAAUGGACCAAGCUGAGGAAUUCCAAAGGCAGAUGUAAUCUCCCCAAACUCUAGCCUUCUGGAAUUCUUUUCCCCAAUUCCAAUUAGUUCUUAUC